Aspergillus heteromorphus CBS 117.55 is the source of this 1552-nucleotide messenger RNA. RefSeq lists its product as uncharacterized. NCBI's taxonomy places the organism in Eukaryota, Fungi, Ascomycota, Eurotiomycetes, Eurotiales, Aspergillaceae. The record is from RefSeq and is a predicted model, not a curated record. The coding region runs from base 458 to 1267 and encodes 269 amino acids. The transcript is spliced from 2 exons.
AUAACAAUGACCGAAAUUUGCUACUACUUGGUAGCAUAACAGUACACUCCUCUGCUUAUGAGCUUACAAAUAUCUCGGAGCUCUACCUAUACAUGGAUAUUUAGGUCCCAAAUGCAUAGGGCAUCUGCCCCCCUUCAUCACUAUCCUGUACUGCCCAACCAUGUUAUGAGUCGGGCAUCCACGAUGCCUACCUACAAUGUCUUUCCCACCUAACCCCGCCAGUGUGAAAACUAAUGAUUUAUACCGAUCACUACCCAUGAAGCACCGGCCUUUACUAUCUUAGAGUUGACACUGCUUUUGCUGCCGCACCUUGAAAACAGCUUGAAUACUACCCAACAAAUCAGCUUUGCCAUAUCCCAUUAUUCCUUUAUUUUGCUGUAUUUCCCAGCACCAAGCCUGAUACAGAUAUUUUACUGAUUGUUUGAUGCCCCUCUCGCACGCCUAAGAAUUCUUAAUCAUGUCUACUUUACUAAAUAACUGUCCGUUUUGUGGGCAAGCUACGGAUAUCUCAAAUACACUCACAGGCUUCAUGGUGAACCCAUACUGCAGCCAGUGUGGCCUAUCAGCAACCGAAAGUACCCUCAACUUACCAGACGAUCUUGUAACACUCUUUGACAAGAGUAUGAAUAUUGGGUUUCCGUUGUCUCCAGGAGAAGACCUUGGAAAAUGUUUCCCCCAUGGCUCUUCAGCAAUGUAUAGUGUCUCACAGCACUAUCACCAUUCUGCACAUAUAGCUCGCCAGAGUGCUACAGAAGAUUCCUUGGGAGUGAAAGCCAGUAUACAUAGCAAUAGCACUGAUUGUAUCGUCGCCGAGAAACUCAGACAGCAUCAAAUUGAUCACUCGUCCCUUUCAUCAAAGCAAUUGGAGCUUUUCGAGCGUGCGGUACCAGAACAACAACUACGACUUAUACAGAUCUGGCAGAUUUCUCCAGAACACCGCUAUAACAUCGGCGGAAACAGCCUUCCGAUGCCGGAAAAAUCGGAUAGACCUAGCAUUGCAACAGAAGCAUCAAAUCCAUUCUAUCGGACAUUUGCAGCUGAUGGUCAGACACCAGAGGAUGGCGUGCAGUAUGCCGAGCCCUAUAUGCUUAGUGGAUACGAGGCAAUGGCCCAAGAAAACAAUGAACUCUCUGCAAAACAGGUCAUGUGCGUGGUAAACGAACCAACAAGAGGAUCGCUUUACAGGCUUGCAAGUGACCCUGUAUAUUACUAUUGUCAGAGUAGGAGAUGGUGGGAAACUGAACAAUCAGGCGCAUUGAACAAUUAGUAUGGGCUGUUGGAGAUAUACCGCCAUUUCUACUGUGGUCUACCUCAUCCUGAACAGCGAAACUAAAGAGGCUUAUCGGAUUUAUUCACAACGCCAACUGCGUCAACUGGUAGAUUUUGUUGCCUAGGUCUACUAUUGCCAUAGCCGGGUAUUUUUAAAUACCUAGGCCCUGCUUGUUACUAACGUAGUCUCUUCGACGGUGAUGAAUAGAAAAUGUUGGAAGAACCGGAGAGUCCCCCCGAGUAUGUAGAAAGGGUGGUGUUACAAGGCAGCCGGGGAAAUGAG